GGUUGACUAAGCAGAGCUCUUGAAAACCUACAAGCACCUGUGAAGAAAUCCAAAGAUGAAACUUCUAAGCCUGUCAACCACUAUAUUACUGGUGUUCUUUCAGAAACAUACAGUAGGUAAACCUUUCCAGGGAAUCAAAGAAAACAGUGACAUAGGAGAAAGGGAUUUGCAUCAUGAUGAUGUAGUCUACAGAAAAAGAAUCCAGCGCAGUGCCAUGAGAUGCAGUGGGAAGUGCUAUUGGCCUCGAUCACCAGAUGGACUGGUCAGCAUUCCAGUUGAAAUCUCUACAGUGUUUUCUAUGGAACAGAGGCUUGUGAUAGUGGAAGCUAUGCAAGAAUUUGUCACACUGACAUGCAUCCGGUUUAUCAACCACACAACAGAACAUGACUACAUAAACAUUAUCACUGGAAAUACAUGUUGGUCUUACUUUGGAAAAAUUGGAGGCAGACAGCAUUUGGGUUUGGCAAAAUAUGGCUGUAUAUACAAAGGAUUAAUUCAGCAUGAACUCAAUCAUGCACUGGGUUUCCUACACGAACAUGCUCGAAGUGACCGAGAUAAGUAUGUUAAAAUCAACUGGGAGUAUGUUGUAGCAGGAGAAUGGGGGAAUUUUGAGAAAGUGAACUCCACCAAUCUGGAUCUCCCCUAUGACUAUGAUUCAGUGAUGCACUAUGGCCUGUAUGAUUUUUCUAAUACUGCUGGAAAGCCAACCAUUGUCCCCAUCCCUAAUGCAUCAGUACCAAUUGGUCAGAGAGUUGGGCUGAGCAAUCUUGAUGUGAAAAAAAUAAACAAGCUCUAUAGCUGCAAUGCCUGUAGCACCGUGCUACAUAAGCCAAGUGGCAGUUUCUCUUCUGAAAAUUACCCACAAUCAUACCCUAACAAUAUCAUAUGCCUAUGGCUGAUACGAAUUCCAGAAGAAAAGGUCUUUCUGAAUUUUCAUGUUUUUGAUCUGCAGUCAUCCCCAAACUGUUCCUCUGACUAUGUUCGCAUUUACGAUGGGAUCAGUAGAAAUGCCCAUGUUCUCAUUGAUAGAUUUUGUGGGAUAGGGCAACUGCCUGCAGUUAUGGCUUCUGGAAGCACAAUGCUUGUGGAAUUUGUGAGUGAUGAGGAUACUACAGCAACAGGUUUCAGAGCCUCCUAUACCCAUGUGAAAUGUGGAGGAACAUUCAUCAACACUUCUGGAGCAGUCACUUCCCCAGAAUUUCCUGGAAGAUACCCACCAAACCAAGCUUGUCGAUGGAUUAUCAGUGCUCCAGCAGGAAGCAGGAUAUUCCUAAGAACAGCUUUCUUUGAACUGGAAGAUAUCUUUGGAUGCAGAUAUGACAGACUUAUCCUUCGUGAUGGUGGCCAAAAUCACUCUCCACUUGUGGGCAUUUUCUGUGGAAAGAUGAAAAUCCCAUCUUUCAUUUCUAGUGGGAAUUUUCUGCGUAUAGAAUUUUAUGCUGAUUUCGCAUUUGAAUUUUCUGGAUUCAGACUGGACUACUCAAUCAGUUAAGUACUGUUGCUAAUG
This is a messenger RNA of Sceloporus undulatus (fence lizard), 1507 nucleotides long. Its product is annotated as astacin-like metalloendopeptidase. Lineage: Eukaryota; Metazoa; Chordata; Lepidosauria; Squamata; Phrynosomatidae. Gene Ontology annotation, molecular function: zinc ion binding; metalloendopeptidase activity. Gene Ontology annotation, biological process: proteolysis. The transcript has 11 exons. The record is from RefSeq and is a predicted model, not a curated record. The coding region runs from base 56 to 1492 and encodes 478 amino acids.